AUGGGCAACCGUCUCCGCAUGAACUCGUUUAAGCCUUCCCAGGUUGCUUAUCGGGCGGCAUUGCAUCAGACAACAUGUGAGCCGCCAGGGCAACCCCACGUUGCGCAUCUCGUCCCUCUGUGGACUCUUGAACUGUGGACUCUACCUUACCUUACCGUCUACGGAUACGGGAUAGGUAUGGAACAACACGCACUUAUCCAUCCCGAUGGAACCAAUAGAACAUGUGUUCUACCUGACUAUCUCUAUCUCGAUUUCACCCCUCCCCCUCCCUCCACAUCCCACCUCCAAGCGCAGAACUCCCAGCGCCGAGAAUCCCCAACCAUGGCCGUCCACAACACCAUUGACCAAGAGUUCCCCUGCUCAUUAACAAUCAACGUCCCCUUCCCGACCCCGCGCCUAGCCACCGUUGCGCACAAAGCCCUCGCCGUCGACCAAGAACUGUCUCCCCUCGUCCGUCGCACCUUCUCCAUCGAUUCCGACUCACCGAGUGACGCCGGCGCCGACGCUGCUUCCGUCCUGCGCGUACACUACAAGGCCACCACAAACCGCAUGCUUCGCGUGGCCGUCAAUGGCCUCAUGGAGAGCCUGAACCUCGUUGUCGAGGUCAUGGAGGAGCUGGAUGUUGAUGUUUUGGAACACAACCGGGUCUCUUCGCAAUAA
This is a messenger RNA of Colletotrichum paranaense, 660 nucleotides long. RefSeq lists its product as uncharacterized. NCBI's taxonomy places the organism in Eukaryota, Fungi, Ascomycota, Sordariomycetes, Glomerellales, Glomerellaceae. Gene Ontology annotation, cellular component: EKC/KEOPS complex. Bases 1 to 660 code for a protein of 219 amino acids. The record is from RefSeq and is a predicted model, not a curated record. The transcript has 3 exons.